AUGCGACUCCUCGACAGGUCUGCGUCUCGAAACACAAGGCGUAGAGCAUUUUAUAAGGCCUUAGGCGUCGAGGAAUGCACCCGAAGCACAGUGUUCGCGAAGAUCAAAGAGAGCCAUCAGUCCCAGCCACCAGCUUGCGAUGCAAUUGCUGAUCUCCAGUAUCUGUACCAUCAACGCUACGAAUCAGAUGACCUCAAGAGCUGGAUUUGGGCACCUCUGACAACUGGCAGCGCCAUCAAAGCU
Molecule: messenger RNA, 243 nt
Organism: Bipolaris zeicola 26-R-13
Lineage: Eukaryota; Fungi; Ascomycota; Dothideomycetes; Pleosporales; Pleosporaceae
Exons: 1
Source: RefSeq, a predicted model, not a curated record